UACCCAACCAGUCUGCAUCAUAACCACAUGGACAGGCGACCUGGCCGUAGAUUGUAGAAAGUGCCAACAAGUGUUGCGUUCUUUGGUGUUAAAAAUCAGUUAGUUAUCAAGGAUAAAGCGAUAUGAACGUAUUCCUGACAGCUGCUCUUGUGGUGCUAUCUGUGGUCCAUGCACAAGGCGCAGCCCUUGCAUCAACCCAGUGCCCAGACCCCAAUGGCGUAUUCGCAUAUGAACACCCUGAAUCAUGCAAUCUCUUCUUUUUAUGCACCAAUGGCACUCUGACAGUUGAAACCUGCGAAAAUGGCUUGUUGUUUGACGGCAAAGGCAAUGUUCAUCACCACUGCAACUAUAACUGGGCUGUAGACUGUGGAACAAGAAAAGCCGACCUUACACCAAUAAGUACACCUGGAUGUGAAUACCAGUUCGGAAUCUACCCAGAAAGUCACGAAUGUUCUACUCACUACAUCAAAUGUGCUCAUGGUGAACCACUAGCUAACCAAUGUGAACCUGGCUUAGUGUACGACGACAGGAUCCAUGGAUGCAAUUGGCCAGAUCUUCUCUUGGAAACCUGCAACCCUGAAGCUGUUGUUGGAUUCAAGUGCCCCACCAAAAUACCUUCGCAUACCGUAUCAGCUAAAUUCUGGCCCUACCCAAGAUUUGCUGUUCCUGGAGAUUGCCACAGGCUCAUCACUUGCGUCAACGGAUUUCCACGUCUCAUCUCCUGCGGAGAAGGAAAAGUACUGGAUGAAUCUACUUUGACUUGCGAAGACCCUGAGUUGGUCCCACACUGCGCUAAUAAUCAUCUCUGAAAAAAAAAUUGAAAUAUUAUUACUUUUGGAAUAUUCGAUCAAAAUUUAUUUGAUAUAAUUAUUUAAAAACUUUCGUUCUUCUAUCUUAAUGAAUCAUUGAUGUCUCUUUCUAUUUUUCAUAUCAAUCCUUAUUCUAUAAUUACUUAUCAAUCCACAAUGUUGUAAAUACGUACGUAUGUAAAUAUAAUAUUUUAGUUCAGUUUAUAGUAUUUACGAAUAAAUUCUGAUCAGAUAUCGAAACAUUUUGUAUUUGUUUUGGGUUCUUGAUAAUUUUUUAUAUUGUUUCAUUGCAGAAACUUCAAGUCUUCACUUUUGAUAGAAAAAUAAAAAAAAAUGAUAAAACUAUAUAUUUGAUAAGAGAAAAAACAUCGACAAUGACAAAAAAAAUGUAACUAUUAAUGGAAGAAAACCGCAAAAUGAUUUGAAUAAAUGAAUUUACAUUAGGACCAACCUUCAAAAAUUUUUGUAUUUUGAAAACAAUUUUUACACUUCAGAGUAAUAUUUAAUCACUUUACAAAUUGAAAACUUACAUAUCACUCAAUAAGUUUCGGGUCAGAUGCACAUAUGGCAACUUCAAUAGGUGCGUGUCAAACAUAGUGUUGAAUCUGGAUCGAGAUAUUGCCGGUUAAUAAUUAAUGUUAUAUUUGUAGUUAUUUGAAGAAUGGACAAAAACGAGUUUCGUGUAUUGACAACAUUUUUUAUGACAAAAUACUGUCCAGGCGAUGCAAUGACUUGUUCAGUGUUAUUGGGACUUUGAAAAAAUUUAAUAUUUAUCAUUUGAAUUUUAUAUUUCAUUUUGUUGGGUCACCCUAGCAAUUCAAAAUGCACUUUUUGUUAGAAAGUUUCAUCAUAUUGCAGAAAAAACUAACACAUAUUUUAGCAAUAAACGGCUGCUUUUCCGUUGUUUGAUGUAUUACUACUCAUGAUUACCGAGUUUUCGUAGAAUCCUGCCAUUUUAUUAUUUCGUGACAACUUAUUUCCACUUUGUCGCUUUUUUUAUAGUUGAAUUAUCGCAAAAAAUAUACACGAUACUGUCGUUAUAUGUCGGUUAUAUAAAUGAUGGAAAAGUCGUUAUUUUUUCAGUUGAAUUCUGUAUUCGCAAAAAUGAUUUUCUAUUUAACUUUUAUGUUUUUAUUUUCUAUAUCAGAAUGCGGACCUGUAAUUUCUAAAACAGAAAUACACGGUAAUGCAGCAGAGCUAGGAGUGUAUCCGUAUUUAGUUGCAAUUGUGGAAGAAGAGAAUGGAUAUUUUUGUGCGGGAACAUUGAUUAGCCCAAAAUUUGUCCUUACAUCAUCUGUUUGUUUCUUUUUUGCACCUUCCAGCGAUUUGUAUGUAUGGGCUGGUAUACACUAUGAAGGACAUGAGUUGAGCGAAAAAGAUUUGAAGAGGAAAAUAAAGAGAAUUGAUAUUCAUCAUCGAGCAAAUAUCGAAAAAGAUGGUGAAAAUAACCCCUUCGAUCUUUCAGUAAUGUACAGUAUUGCCAUUGCCGAGUUGGAUGAACCUUUCGAAAUGAUUCCCAACGUCAUUGGAAUCAUAGGAUUGCCUGAAUAUUUAGAUGAAAUUCCUGAAUUUGACGGAAUAGUUCAAGAAUCGUCGGACGAAAGUGAUAAGCUUUCGAACGAAUCUCUCCAAUGGAGAAGUUUGAUAGUGGACAAAGAAGAGUGUGAUUGUGGCUCACCGAAAGAUUCGUUUUGUUAUUGUAAUGGGAAGGAAAAGGAGAACACUGGUGGACCAUUGGUGAUUGAUGGAAAAUUGUACGGAAUUGCAAUAUAUGGCCACAAUAAAACCCAUCAUAGAGCCAUUCCCUACUACAAGUUGUCUCAAAUACUGGAUUGGAUAAAAGAGAAGCUUCCUCCCAAAUAGUUGGCUGCAUGAGAUGUUUUUGCUUCGAUUUGUAUUUCAUUGAAUAAAUUAUGUUUGAUCAA
Molecule: messenger RNA, 2734 nt
Organism: Harmonia axyridis
Lineage: Eukaryota; Metazoa; Arthropoda; Insecta; Coleoptera; Coccinellidae
Gene: Cpap3-d1
Product: protein obstructor-E
Exons: 7
Coding region: 123-809 (228 amino acids)
Biological process (GO): proteolysis
Cellular component (GO): extracellular region
Molecular function (GO): chitin binding; serine-type endopeptidase activity
Source: RefSeq, a predicted model, not a curated record